Haliotis rubra (blacklip abalone) is the source of this 2072-nucleotide messenger RNA. RefSeq names its product probable methyltransferase-like protein 24. The transcript is spliced from 9 exons. NCBI's taxonomy places the organism in Eukaryota, Metazoa, Mollusca, Gastropoda, Lepetellida, Haliotidae. The coding region runs from base 70 to 1086 and encodes 338 amino acids. The record is from RefSeq and is a predicted model, not a curated record.
UCUGUUGCAAUCGUUGUUCUACCAUCUUUGUCACAGGCCAUCAGGUUAAACUUUCGUUGUGAGGAUAAAAUGCCGUCUAGAGAAAGACUUACUGGAUUUAUAUUUGGAAUUGGUUGUGCAGCCAUGUUUCUGCUGAUCUACUCAAAGCAGCAAAAAAAAUCUGACUGGGAGUUGCAUGCAGAAAGAAACGUGGAUGGACCACUCAAGGAAAUACGUCAGCAGGGACAGCUCCAAGUCACUGAAAGGACUAAUGGAACCAAGGUACAACCCUCGGUGACGAACCUGGUGGUAAAGCCAAACAUGCAAAGAAAAUCAGACUGGGAGUUGCAUGCAGAAAAAAACAUGGAUGGACCACUCAAAGAACUACGUCAGCAGGGACAGAUUGUUCUACCGGAGAAAGCUGCAAUAGCGAAAAUGACCGUCAGUGAAGCAUUUAGAACAUUCCACAGUUACCUUGACAACGUGGAUACAAUAUGCCACCGGAAGCUGCGGAUGGGAAAACUGGGAGAUGGAGGCUGGGAAAUCUGUGACGAUGCCAACUACCGUCCAGUAAAGCCAUGUAUCGUGUACUCUUUUGGAAUCAACAACGAUUUUUCAUUUGACGAUGACACGGCCAAAAACUAUGAGUGUGAUGUCUCUUCCUUUGAUCCGAGUAUGACCCAGGCAUCCUACCAGAGGUCGCCACAUGUCCGGUUUUUUAAAUCAGGCCUUGACGGAAAAGACCAGAAGAGGAAUUCCUGGGAUUUACAGACCUUGACGACCAUCAAGAAAAUGUUGAACCACACCGGGAAAUACAUUGAUGUUUUAAAGAUGGACAUAGAAAAUUCAGAAUGGCCCUCGCUACCCAACAUGUUGUCAUUAGGGGAACUGUCGAAAGUCAGACAGUUUCUCGUGGAAUACCACGGACAUUGUGACAAGAGGGAUGACUGCAUCAGCAAACUGAGUACAAUGAAAGACGUCCAUGAUGCAGGAUUCAGGAAGUUUUAUGUCCACAAAAAUGAUCAAUGUAGUAUUAAUAAUCAGUUAUUUCCUGUCGUAAGAACAGUUUGCUACGAGAUUCAUUACGUGAACAUCAAUCUACAAUGAAGUCCAUGUUCAUCGAGUGAGUGAGUGAGUUUACUUUUUACGCCGCCUUUAACACUAAGUGAAAUAUUUUAUCACUUUUAAUUUGUUUGUUUGUUUGUGAUUGCGUGUUCUAAAAUAAAGUAAAAGCUUAGAAUUUUUUUCUGUAAGUAGUUAAUACUUUUCAGAACAAAGUGAUUUUUAAAAAAAAGAAAAAAAGAAGAAGAAUAUGGAUUUGCAGAAGUAUAUGUAACAUCACUUCCCCAAGACUCCAGAAACUGAUCUAUUAAGACUAGAUGCAUUAUCAAUUCAUUCGAGAAGAUUUGGAUUUUCUGAAGCAGGGGAACACCACAAGUUGUUAAAAUGAAUUUAAAGGAGAAUUCGAGAAAAUUGCAAUAACUGACUGGGUGAAAUAUAAAGUCAUCAGAAACAUGUACCCCAAUUUUUCAUGCAAAAGUAUUUUUAUUUAUAUUUUAAAAGCGAAAACAGUUUCUGUUAUCUGAGCUUCGGCCAUUAUGCACAUUCAGCUGGAACGCACGUGACCUUUUCGCUCAUGACGUCAUUUGUGACUAAAGUCAGCCAUAUUACCUAAGACCAAGCGAUACAGUAAUACAAAUCGUGUUGUUUCUGUCGGUUUAGUAAAUGGCAUGAUAGUGUUUUGUUUUACCCUGGGAUGCACGGCGUCAUCGAAAGUUGGAUAGAGACACCAUUUCUUCCGUUUUCCAAGUAAAGAGACAGAUUUAGGUAGGAGAAAGGUUUGGAUUCAUAGGUGCCAACGUUGGGAGACACACUGGAAGCCAAGCAAGAAUGCAGUCCUGUCUUCCGAUCAUUUCGAGUUGGAUACAUAUGAAGAAGAUCCAAUUCGCCUUGCACACAUAGGAUAUGAAAAUCCAAAAUCUAGACUAAAAAUGGAAGCAGUAUCCACAGGAUUCAUUUUUCUACAUUAUUCCAUGUUGCAAGUUACCGUCAGUGGUAUUUUGUAUUCUUUCAAAUCAAUGCUUGAAAAGGUU